GCUCAGUCGUUACUUGGCAACCCACUCGCCUACAUCGAAAAUCAAAUAGUUGUAAAAAAAAACCCCAAAAAAACCUGAAUGGUUUUAUAUUUUUGUGGGUCGUGAAUCAGCACCCCGUCGUGUUGCAAGUAUCCGUGAUUGUUGCGCAGCACACACAAAAUAUAGAACAGGGUUUCCGUUGUACAUCAUGGCGGAAGGUGGCUGGGAUGUGCAAAUGGAAGAAUCCGACUUUAUGGGCAUUAAUACAGUGGCACCCGAGGAGCAACCGAGAUUGCAUACCGAGCGAUUGGUAUCGAGUCGAUCACGUGACAGUGAAAGAAAGUUGAGCUUCCCAGAAAGAGGAUUCCGGCAGCAGCAACAGCAGCCUCCAGCUGGUAUGCAAUUAGUCAGAGCGGCUGCGGUGGCAGCCGAUCCGUUUGGCGAACAAGAGGAAGAUGUUGAACAGGAGGAAUGGAGGCUCGAAAUUGCCGAUGAAGAAUUGGUUCAAGCUAGGAAUCCACAUCCUGCGGCUCCGGUUGCCGGAUUUGCCGAUAGGCAACAUUUAGACGGUGUGGAUUUCCUUGAUCAUCGUGCACGAAAUGAAGUGGCACUUCUUGUUUCGGCAGUGACGAAUGGCGCCACUCCAAUGCUGAUGGCGUGCCGAAAUGGGCACCUGGACGUCGUCGAAUACCUGGUCGAACGUUGUGGCGCCGACAUUGAACAGGCUGGCUCAGUGACUUUCGACGGCGAAACGAUUGAAGGAGCUCCGCCGUUGUGGGUGGCUGCCGCGGCUGGCCACGUGCACAUUGUCCGCUUCCUGGUCCGAGCAGGGGCAUCGGUGAAUUGUACCACGAAAACCAAUUCAACGCCGUUACGGGCCGCCUGUUUCGACGGUCACUUUGAAAUCGUAAAAUACCUGAUUGAUCACGGUGCCGACAUGGAGGUGGCCAACCGUCACGGCCACACUUGCUUGAUGAUUGCCUGUUACAAGGGCCAUCUGAAAAUCGCCCGUUACCUGAUAGAGCUAGCCGCCGACGUCAACCGCAAGAGCGUCAAGGGUAACACGGCUCUGCAUGACUGCGCGGAAUCGGGUUCCUUGGAGAUACUCCAACUUUUGCUGUCCAGCGGAGCCAAGAUGGUGGUCGACUCUUACGGGAUGACCCCGUUGUUGGCUGCCGCCGUCUCUGGCCACACGCACAUUGUUGAAUACAUAGUCCACAAUUUGGACACUGUCAGUCGGAAGGAGAAGAUCGACGCACUGGAACUUUUGGGCGCCACAUUCGUGGACCGCAAGCGCGACAUGCUCGGUGCCCUCGAGUACUGGAAACAAGCCAUGCAGAUCAGAUACGAGAGCGGCGUGUGUUCGUUGCCCAAACCGCAAGGUCAGUCGCCAAUCGCCGCCUUUGAGAAUACGCUAGAAGCGACGACCGUCGAGCAACUCGAGGAGGCCGUCUCCGAUCCAGAUGGAAUGCGGAUGCAAGCCUUGUUGGUUCGCGAAAGGAUUUUAGGCGCAGCUCAUCCGGAGACUUCGUAUUACAUCCGAUAUCGCGGGGCGGUGUAUGCUGAUACGGGCAAUUUUAACCGAUGCAUUCGAUUGUGGAUGUAUGCCCUUGAAAUGCAGCAGUCGAUGUUGGAGCCGCUCAGCCCCAUGACCAAUAGCUCGCUUCUUUCGUUCGCCGAGCUUUUCAGUUUCAUGAUGGCCGAACGUGAUGCCGAAACGCGCAACAACAAUAACGGGCCAGCGGUGCAGAGUAACCGGCAGCCAAAUGCGCAGCAGCAGCAGCAACAACAACCGCCACCAGCAGUAGGUCUGAUGGCGCCACAGAGGAGUCCGCCAAACAUUCCGCCUCUGUCGUUUUCAGACGUCAUGGCCGUCUUGAGUCGAGCAGUCCGUGAAAUCCGUGCUGGCACGUUACAGCUGUCUAAAGUGGCGGCUGCUGAACGUGAUCUGACCUACUUCCAUCGAACACUGGGCAUCAUCGUCCAUCUCAUCUUCCUUUUAGCCAAGAUCCAGCCGGCACUCAACAGCCUUCAGCAUCAUGCGCUGAGAAAGUCACUCUACGAUCUGGUCCGGCUUAAUGCCCGCAGCCGCAAUGGUUACACGUUGCUCCAUCUGGCCUGCACAAGAGACAGUACCUUACUUAGUCGCUAUCCCAUCUGCAGUUUUCCCUCCACCGACGUCAUCCGGCUUUUACUAGAUGUAGGAGCCGAUCCGGAAUCCACCGAUCAUGACGGCAACACAGCAUUGCACAUCUUGGCUCAGACCCAGCCGUGUCCGUCUUCGGCGGUAAGUUUGGUUCUUCAGCGCGGAUGUCAUCUGGAUCAAGUCAAUUUGAAAGGCCAAUCGUUCGCCCAACUGAUGCAGAAGGUCCAGCCCAUCCACGAGGUUGUCAACACGCUUCAAUACACGUCGCUCAAGUGUCUGUGUGCCCGAGUCAUCCGUCAACACCGGUUGCUUUUUAAAGGAUUGGUACCGCAGACGCUUCAACCUUUCGUUCUUAAACAUUGAACUAUCUUUAAUCCAGCAGCAACAACUUACGCUGGAAACAUCUUUCCCUCUUCUUCCCACAGUUAUUCUUCCUGCAGGUGUAAGACACUAACAUUUAGGGCCUUCCCUUCCCUAUUUUUUCCUGUUUCAUUUAUGGUUGGCUUCCGUUUGGGAUCUAUCCUCCCCCUUCGACUAUUCUCCCGGUUGUUAUUCAGUUUAGAUUUUUUUUUUUUUGUGACGUCGACGCUACUGGCGCUUUACUGGCGCAUGAAGGGAUGCAACGGCAGUUUUAGUAGGUUUUUGUUUCUGUUAAAUUUGUUCGAUUUGUGUACGCCCUGUCGAAUAACUCUUUCGUUAUUUCGUUUCGUGCGUGCGUCCUUGCGUGCGGAUUUUUUUUCCCGGAGGGAAGGUUUAAUUUAAUGCUAUAUGGUAUAUAUACAUAUACAGGAAGAAAAAAGAAUAAGAGAGGGUCGUGUGUUGGAGAUUCUGAUUUUUCUGCGAGUUAAGUUGUUUUCGUAGUUGCUAGGGUUUACAAAUACCUUUGGUUGCCUAUUCGGGAAGGAAAUCUGAAUAUAAUUUGUGCGUUUCGGUACUUCCAUCAUUCAAAUGUACCGAGAGGUGUUUUAAAACGAAACAUUUUACAAGUAUUGUAAAAGCGAAUUUCUUCUAAUAUGGCGGUAUCGUUGUCAAAAGUGUGUACCCCGAUGCUUCCCUCCAUCUCGCUAUGCUCCCCUCCCCUCCCCCCUUUUCUGCUCUGAGUCACAAAAAGUAAGGAUUUGGGAUGUGAUCUGUACAUUUGUCUGCUUCUGCCGCAGGACCUUGUACCCUGUCGUUGUACAUUAGUUUUGAUAUUUAGCAAUACACUGCAUAUUACAUUGGAA
This is a messenger RNA of Daphnia magna, 3348 nucleotides long. RefSeq names its product protein fem-1 homolog A. The record is from RefSeq and is a predicted model, not a curated record. The coding region runs from base 188 to 2488 and encodes 766 amino acids. The transcript is spliced from 7 exons. Gene Ontology annotation, molecular function: protein binding. Lineage: Eukaryota; Metazoa; Arthropoda; Branchiopoda; Diplostraca; Daphniidae.